Messenger RNA from Prionailurus viverrinus (fishing cat), 936 nucleotides. RefSeq names its product olfactory receptor 4C15-like. The coding region runs from base 1 to 936 and encodes 311 amino acids. The record is from RefSeq and is a predicted model, not a curated record. Gene Ontology annotation, biological process: G protein-coupled receptor signaling pathway. Gene Ontology annotation, cellular component: membrane. The transcript has a single exon. NCBI's taxonomy places the organism in Eukaryota, Metazoa, Chordata, Mammalia, Carnivora, Felidae. Gene Ontology annotation, molecular function: G protein-coupled receptor activity; olfactory receptor activity.
AUGCGAAACCAAAGCUUUGUAACUGAGUUCGUCCUCCUGGGGCUUUCGCAGAAUCCCAGUGUUCAGAAAAUAGUAUUUGUUGUAUUCUUGUUCAGCUACAUUGCAACUGUCGGGGGCAACUUGCUAAUUGUGGUGACCGUCAGCAGCAGCCCAGCACUCCUGGGCUCCCCCAUGUACUUCUUCUUGGCUUUCCUGUCCUUCCUCGAUGCUUGCUUCUCCACUGUCAUUGCCCCAAAGAUGAUUGUGGACUCCCUCUAUGAGAGGAAAACCAUCUCCUUUGGAGGUUGCAUGACCCAGCUCUUUGCUGAACACUUCUUUGCUGGGGUGGAAGUGAUUGUCCUCACAGCCAUGGCCUAUGACCGCUAUGUGGCCAUCUGCAAGCCCCUACGCUACACAACCAUUAUGAACUGGAGGCUCUGUACCAUUCUGAUGGGUGUAGCCUGGACAGGGGGUUUUCUGCAUUCCAUGAUACAAAUUCUCUUUACUUUCCAGCUUCCCUUCUGCGGCCCCAAUGUCAUUGAUCACUUCAUGUGUGAUUUGUACCCGUUAUUGGAGCUUGCCUGCACUGACACUCACAUCUUUGGCCUUUUGGUGGUCGCCAAUAGUGGGUCUAUCUGCAUUAUAAUCUUCUCUCUGUUACUCGUCUCCUAUGUUGUCAUCUUGCUCUCUCUGAGAACCCAUAGUCCUGAAGGGCAGCGGAAAGCCCUCUCCACGUGCGGAUCUCACAUUGCUAUUGUGGUCUUGUUCUUUGUCCCUUGCAUAUUUGUGUAUGCACGACCUCCAUCUUCUUUCUCUUUUGACAAAAUGGUGGCUAUAUUUUACACCAUCCUAACUCCCUUGCUCAAUCCUUUGAUUUACACUUUCAGGAACAAGGAAAUGAAAAAUGCCAUAAAGAAAAUGUGGAACAGAAUAAUGGUGGUUUGUAGUGACAAAUAA